GGGGGCUGCAGGUCUGGAUCCCCAAUACAGCCUUCCAAUGUGGGCAGAGCUGGGGGGGCUCAUCCCUUAUGGGGGUCAGGGCUGGAUCCUUAUCACGCCUGGAACGAUGCGUGGAGCCGUUCGCACACACACACACACACACACACACACACACACACACACGUGGGAUGGUCCUCGCGUGCCCGAUCCACCCCGGGUUUUCGCAUUGACCGCGGAGCUCCCGGUUGGGGUCCCGAGCUCCGCCGCCGCCGCCGCCCGAAGUUGAAUCCCGGCGGCUCCGCCACUUUCUACCCCGGGACUCGCCGCCCCCGCGGGGUCCCGCUGAGUUCGGUGGGGGCGGACCGAGCUCCGAGCCCGGGGGGGAGCGGGGGGGAGCGAGCGGCAGCGUCCGUCCCGUCCAACCCUGAGCUCCGGGAUCCGCCCCGACGGGGAACGAACCGGGACCGAACCGAACCGAACCGCCGGGAGGAGCGGAGAGCUGAGCACCGCCCGGAGCUGUAGGAUCCAGAUCCACUGUAACCCAACAGGACCUGAGAGCUCCUCCAUGCAAGCAGGAGCCCGGCAAGCACGGAGACACAGAUCCACGUGUGUACAUAUGCUGCUUUUGGGGUAGGGGCACCAUGAGGGGCGUCCCUUGGAGCUGCUCCCCCCACCCAUGUUGCACGGUGUGGGCACAGCACACAGGCCUCAACAGGCGCCGGCCCCUCGUAGAGGAGCGAAUGCGGCCCUAAAGGCCGGGCAGGCCCUGCUGUGCCAUGUUCAACCCCGUCACGCCUCAGGCUCCCGGUUACACCGAGCAUUGCUGCCCGCGGCCGCUGCACGGACCCUCUGCGGGCACAGCGGGGCUGCAAGGACUUGAUUUUCCAGUGUGCCAUCAGCCCAAUCUAACCAGCAGUCAUCAUGGCUAUGGGAUGGUGCCCGGCACUGAGCACCCGGCUGGUGCUGAUGGCUCGCGGUUCUCAACGCCCCGUGGUGCCGGCAAGCUGGGCAAGAAGCGGGCACUGUCCAUCUCACCCCUGUCAGACUCUAGCGUUGACCUGCAGACUGUGAUCCGCACCUCGCCCAACUCCCUCGUUGCCUUCAUCAACUCCCGUUGUGCGUCCGCCAGUGGCUCCUAUGGUCACCUCUCCAUCAGCUCCAUCAGCCCAUCAUUGGGAUACCAGAACCCUGCGGGGCAGCAGAAGGGCCAAGGGCAACUGUUCAGCCACACUCCACCUGUGCCACCUUGUAGCUCCCACGAAACCCUGUCCUCACGCCCAGGGCUCCUGCAUCACACCCCGGCUCGUGGGACCCUCAAACACUGCCAGCAGUUAAAGCUGGAGAGGAGCCUGAGCAGCCCCUUGACGGCCAAAUACCCAGAGGAGAAAUCUGAGGGUGACAUCUCCAGUCCAGCCUCCACCGGCACACAGGACCCUUUGCUGGGGAUGUUGAGCAUUCGGGAGGAUCUGGAGAAGGAGGAUGGGAAACCUGAAUCCGAGACCAUCUAUGAAACAAACUGCUACUGGGAUGGAUGUGCCAAAGAGUUUGACACGCAGGAGCAGCUGGUGCAUCACAUCAACAAUGAGCACAUCCAUGGGGAGAAGAAGGAGUUUGUGUGUCACUGGGCUGCGUGUUCCAGGGAGCAGCGGCCCUUCAAGGCUCAGUACAUGCUGGUGGUUCACAUGCGGCGUCACACGGGGGAGAAGCCUCAUAAGUGCACGUUUGAGGGCUGUAACAAAGCGUAUUCCCGUCUGGAGAACCUCAAGACACACCUACGAUCCCACACGGGGGAGAAACCUUAUGUGUGUGAGCACGAGGGGUGUAACAAAGCCUUCUCCAACGCCUCCGACCGAGCCAAGCAUCAAAACCGCACCCACUCCAAUGAGAAGCCAUAUAUCUGCAAGAUCCCGGGCUGCACCAAACGUUACACGGAUCCCAGCUCCCUUCGUAAGCACGUGAAGACGGUGCACGGCCCCGAUGCCCAUGUCACCAAGAAGCACCGUAGCAGCGUGAUGCCCGGCCAUGCACUGCCUGCCUCUGCUGCACCCCAAGACAUGAAGCAAGAGAAAAACACAAACGGACCCUCUGAGAUCAGGAAGGACGAUGGCAAACUGUUGGUGCCUGACUUGGCCUCGAAGCCGCAGCCCAGCCCUGGGGGGCAGUCGUCGUGCAGCAGUGACCGCUCCCCCCUGGGCAGCACCACCAACAACGACAGCGGAGUGGAGAUGACGGGCAACACGGGGGGCAGCUACGAGGAUCUGUCCACGCUGGAGGACGUGGUGCCUGGGGAGCCCAUGGGAACCUCGGGGCUCAUGGCCCUGCAGAAGCUCGAGAACCUUCGCAUUGAUAAACUGAAGCAGAUGAGGAAACCGGCAGCAAAUAAGAGCCUGAAUCUGCCAGCCAUCCCCGGAGCUGGUCUGCCCGGGGAUGUGGCCGGUCUUUGCGUUCCGUCCCAGCGUCGCAUCCCGGAUCUGUCGGCAUCGGAUCUUCCCGUUGCACCGAGCGAGCGCCGCAGCAGCGCAACCAGCACCGUCAGCUCAGCCUACACCGUCAGCCGCCGCUCCUCCGCCGCAUCCCCGUACCUGCUGGGACCGAACCUGCCCGGCGACGGUGGGACGGUACCGGGUCGUUCUGAUGGCUACGACUGCAUCUCUCCGGAUGAAUUGCGACGUACCAACCCGUGUGGGGCUCUGCCGGGGGUGGGCAGCCUCACUCCAGCUCAACGCUACCGACUCAAAGCCAAAUACGCUGCGGCCACGGGUGGGCCGCCCCCCACCCCACUGCCCAGCGGCCACAGCAGCCAACAUGGGGACUACAUAGAGCAGAGCGUGCCCUCCUUCUUGCUGCGAAGGCACAGCUCAAAUGAGCAUCAUAUGAACAGCCUUCAUCCUCAUUUAGUGCCUGGGAAUGGUGCGAGGAGAGCCAGCGAUCCGGCCCGGACUGCGGCCAACACUCAUUGCGUGCCUAAAGUGCAGCGUUUUAAAAGCAUCGGGAACAUGAAUGGGGCAGCAAUGAGCAGAGCUGCCCUGCAGCCCCUGCAGGCUGCAGAUACCAACAUGCAGCGCCGAGUCUUCUCCCCACACACACCCAGCAUCAGUGAGAACGUUUAUAUGGAGAGCUCCGGACAUGGAACCGAGUCUGGGAUGCUGGAAAUGGAGCCGUUCUUGAAUUACCCCGAGGAAAGCUUCCCCUGCCAAGGAACCAACGUGCAGCUGCAAUGUGGGGGUCUGUAUGGAGGGACACAGAGGACAACGGGGGGGGGGAUGCAGCUGAACCCAGGUGGGCACGGGGAGAUGGAGGAGGGGCUGCUGCAGCCGGACUUUGCCCUCCCGCAGUGUCAGAUGAACCAGCACUUCCCCAACCUGCCCCAUUGGGAGGAGCCCCCCCAUAGCAAUGAGAUGGACAUGAGCUCCGGGCAGCAGCAUCACCCUGCUCCGUACCCAGCUCCCAAUCACUGCGUGCAGCACCACAAAGUGCCGGGCACGUGUCAGGAUGGUGGAUUUAACGAUGGGCGCCGCUUGAACUGCCUGCAGAUCAAAUCGGAGCAGCGUUAUUCAGCUCCCACCCCGGCUCUAACCACAUGUCACGGUGCCAAAGCUACACAACAGCCCCAAUUUGGACGUACCAUGGGGGGGUACCAGGCUGAGGAGCAGACGCACAGCAGCUACGUGGGGAUGCUGAGCCCCCGGGGGAGGAGAGCCCACACCCCCACUUUGCAGGCCAAAGAGGUGAUGGUCCGCAGCUACGUGCAGGCACAGCAGGCGCUGAUGUGGGGGGAGCCCCCCAAAGAGGGGGCGGCCGGCGUGGGGCUGAGCAAUGAAUGUGGGCAGUACCAGGGCACGUACCUCGGCCCCAAAUACUCCGCUUACCAACCCAAAGCCAAUCACCUGCAGGGGCUGCUGGAGAGCCCCCACCUCCUGAGCCCCCCCUGCUUUAACCCUGAUAUGGUGCCACAUCCCCCCAGCGGCGUGAAGCCACCGGGCCACCAAAACAACGUGGGUUAUGGGGGCAACGUGGCCGACCCCAACCCAUCCUACGAGGCAACGGGUGCCAACCCCCAGCGUGGGCUGCGCCUGCCCCCCGUCCACCCUGCCCCACAAGUGCCCAGCGAUGGGCUGCUCUGCUACCAGGCUCAGGUGGGCAAAGGCGGCCACAAGCUUCAGGGUCCCCCUGCUGUGAGCUGCGGGGGUCCCGGCCAUUGCACUGGGAACAUGGGGGGCAACAAAGGCAGCUCUUGUUUCUACCCGGACUCGGGGCAGCAGGCGUUCAACAGCCUGGACUCGCUGGACCUGGAGAACACACACCUGGACUUUGCUGCCAUUGUAGAGGAUGCAGAGACCCCCACGCUGCUGCCUGGCCCCCCCAGCCCCAAUGGGGGUCUCUUAGUGCCAGCGCCCGGCGGAGCCAACAUGGCUGUGGGUGACAUGAGCUCCAUGCUCAGCACUUUGGCCGGGGAGAGUCACUUCCUCAACUCCAUCUCCUGAGUUGGGUUAAUUUGGGGGGGGGUCCUUCAGGGGGGCAAAGUGCCUUUGGGGGCAGGGAUGGGGGUCCCCCACCUAUUACAAGUGUGUGGCCUUUAGGGUGGGGGGGGGGACACCACGCAGCCCCCCUUUGGGUCUGGGGGUGCGACACAGACCUAUAUUGAAACCAAAGAGCUCAGCACCCCCCACCCCUGCAGGCAGCCCCCCAAACCCCCCCCCACAUUUGUUGCCCCCCUCAAUGCCUUUAUCCUCCCCCCCCCCUUAAAGGCCCAUCCCCAUUUCCCAUCAUUUCCAAUGGGAGAUGAGGAGGGGGCGAUGCUCUGCCAUAGGGAUGGGAAUUGGGGGUGGGGGGGGGGUCUCGGUGCCCCCUGUGCCUGUGUAUAUAGUGUACAUACACCCUGUGCCCUAUGGACCCUCACCCUAAACUCUUCUGUUUGCAAAGCAGUGCCCCCCCCACCUCCCCCCCCAUAUUAAACCCUUUCUCAGGGGA
Molecule: messenger RNA, 4950 nt
Organism: Coturnix japonica (Japanese quail)
Lineage: Eukaryota; Metazoa; Chordata; Aves; Galliformes; Phasianidae
Gene: GLI1
Product: GLI family zinc finger 1
Biological process (GO): regulation of transcription by RNA polymerase II; smoothened signaling pathway
Cellular component (GO): nucleus
Molecular function (GO): RNA polymerase II cis-regulatory region sequence-specific DNA binding; DNA-binding transcription factor activity, RNA polymerase II-specific
Source: RefSeq, a predicted model, not a curated record